This is a messenger RNA of Cheilinus undulatus (humphead wrasse), 4541 nucleotides long. It is a transcript of the gene ctnna1, whose product is annotated as catenin (cadherin-associated protein), alpha 1. Gene Ontology annotation, biological process: cell migration; cell-cell adhesion. The record is from RefSeq and is a predicted model, not a curated record. The transcript has 18 exons. Gene Ontology annotation, molecular function: cadherin binding; beta-catenin binding; actin filament binding. NCBI's taxonomy places the organism in Eukaryota, Metazoa, Chordata, Actinopteri, Labriformes, Labridae. Bases 294 to 3017 code for a protein of 907 amino acids. Gene Ontology annotation, cellular component: catenin complex; adherens junction; actin cytoskeleton.
CCCCUCCGCUUGAUCCAUUGUUGGGCGAAGGACUGCGACACAGAAACAAUCGCGACCGAAACUUUACAGGUAUCUCUCCACGGAGGAACUUGCUGUCGUGUAAACUUGUCUAUAUUUUUUUCGAGAGGAUAUACUUUGUAAGCUCAGCAGUUAGGAGGAACACUUAAUCGGGUCAGCGAGGGGAGGAAACGGGAGGAAAACUUUUGAGGCAAGGAACUCCGUAAUUCCCAUUCCUCCAUUUUGAACUUUUAAACUCUAGUUUUCGAGUGGGCUACUUUCGACUUCCAGACAUCAUGACAAACAUCAACACACCCAACAUCAACUUUAAAUGGGAUCCAAAGAGUCUGGAGAUUCGUACAUUGGCUGUAGAGAGGCUGCUGGAGCCCCUUGUCACUCAGGUCACUACUUUGGUAAACUCCAGCAACAAAGGACCUUCCAACAAGAAGAAAGGACGCUCCAAGAAAGCCCAUGUCUUGGCAGCAUCAGUGGAGACCGCAACCCAGAACUUCCUAGAGAAAGGAGAAAAGAUUGCAAAGGAAAGUCAGUUCCUCAAGGAUGAGUUGACUGCUGCUGUGGAAGAUGUCCGCAAGCAAGGUGAGUCCAUGCGUCAGGCUUCAGGAGAGUUUGCAGAAGACCCCUGCUCAUCUGUGAAGAGGGGCAAUAUGGUUCGUGCUGCCAGAGCCCUCCUGUCGGCAGUCACACAUCUGCUGGUGCUGGCAGACAUGUCGGAUGUCUACAAACUUCUAGUACAGCUCAAACUGGUGGAGGACAAUCUGGUGAAAGUGCGCAAUGCAGGAACAGAGCAGGACCUUGGAAUCCAAUAUAAGGCCUUAAAACCAGAGGUGGACAAGCUUAACCUCAUGGCUGCCAAACGACAACAGGAGCUAAAAGACGUCCACCACAAGGACCAAAUGGCUGCCGCUCGCGGGGUUCUACAGAGGAACAUCCCCAUGCUGUACACAGCGUCCCGUGCGUGCCUGCAGCAUCCUGACGUGGCAGCCUACAAGGCUAACCGUGACCUGAUCUACAAGCAGCUGCAGCAUGCUGUCUCAGGCAUCUCCAAUGCUGCCCAGGCCACUGCCACCGAAGAUUCAGCACUCAGUCAGCCAGCAGGGGGUGGAGAGCUUGCCUUUGCCCUCAACAAUUUUGAUAAACAAAUCAUUGUGGACCCUCUGGCGUUUACCGAGGAACGCUUCCGUCCAUCCCUUGAGGAGCGUCUUGAGAGCAUCAUCAGCGGCGCUGCCCUCAUGGCUGAUUCAUCGUGCACACGUGAUGACCGCAGGGAGCGCAUUGUGGCGGAAUGCAACUCUGUGCGCCAAGCUCUCCAGGAUCUUCUGUCUGAGUACAUGGGCAAUGCAGGAAGAAAAGACAGGAGUGAUGCUCUGAACACUGCUAUUGACAGGAUGACAAAAAAGACCAGAGACCUUCGCAGACAGCUGCGUAAAGCUGUAAUGGACCAUGUCUCUGACUCUUUCCUGGAGACCAAUGUUCCCCUCCUAGUCCUCAUUGAAGCUGCCAAGAAUGGCAACGAGAAAGAAGUCAAGGAAUAUGCCCAGGUGUUUCGUGAACAUGCCAACAAACUGAUUGAGGUGGCCAAUCUGGCAUGCUCUAUCUCCAACAAUGAAGAGGGAGUGAAGCUGGUCCGCAUGGCAGCAUCUCAACUGGAAAGUCUUUGCCCCCAGGUGAUUAAUGCAGCGUUAGCCCUUGCUGCCAAACCCAACAGUAAGGUGGCCCAGGACAAUAUGGAUUUGUUCAAGGAGCAAUGGGAGAAGCAGGUCCGCGUCCUCACUGAUGCUGUUGAUGACAUAACAUCUAUUGAUGACUUCCUUUCUGUGUCAGAGAACCACAUCCUGGAGGAUGUGAAUAAAUGUGUCAUCGCACUGCAGGAGAAGGAUGUUGAUGGUUUGGAUCGCACUGCUGGAGCUAUUCGAGGACGUGCUGCCAGAGUUGUCCAUGUCGUCACGUCUGAAAUGGACAAUUACGAGCCUGGAGUCUACACAGAAAAAGUACUGGAAGCCACCAAGCUCCUUACUGACACAGUCAUGCCACGGUUCACAGAGCAAGUAGAGUCUGCAGUGGAGGCCUUGAGUGCAAACCCCUCGCUGCCCGUGGAUGAGAAUGAGUUCAUUGACGCGUCCCGUCUGGUCUAUGAUGGCAUUCGUGACAUUCGCAAGGCUGUGCUCAUGAUCAGAACUCCAGAGGAGCUGGAUGACUCUGACUUUGAGACUGAAGACUUUGAUGUUCGCAGCAGGACCAGCGUACAGACCGAGGAUGACCAGCUUAUUGCCGGCCAGAGUGCAAGGGCUAUCAUGGCACAGUUGCCCCAGGAGCAGAAGGCAAAGAUCGCUGAACAGGUGGCUAGCUUCCAGGAAGAGAAGAGCAAGCUGGAUGCUGAAGUAUCUAAGUGGGAUGACAGUGGCAAUGACAUCAUUGUGUUGGCUAAGCAGAUGUGCAUGAUCAUGAUGGAGAUGACAGAUUUCACCAGGGGGAAAGGGCCACUGAAGAAUACGUCUGAUGUCAUCAGUGCUGCAAAGAAAAUUGCGGAGGCAGGAUCAAGAAUGGACAAGCUGGGCCGCACCAUUGCUGACAAUUGCCCUGACUCAACCUGUAAGCAGGACCUGCUGGCCUACCUGCAGCGGAUCGCUUUGUACUGUCACCAGCUGAACAUCUGCAGCAAAGUCAAAGCUGAGGUGCAGAACCUGGGAGGAGAGCUGGUCGUCUCUGGGUUGGACAGCGCCAUGUCCCUCAUCCAGGCUGCCAAGAAUCUCAUGAACACUGUGGUGUCCACCGUCAAGGCCUCCUACGUUGCAUCCACCAAGUACCAGAAGAACAAAGGCAUGGAGGCUCUCAAUAUGCCAGCCAUCUCCUGGAGGAUGAAAGCUCCUGAGAAGAAGCCUCUGGUGAAGAGAGAGAAGCAGGACGAUGGCCAAACCAACCGAGUGAAGAGAUCCUCUCAAAAGAAGCACGUGAACCCAGUGCAGGCUUUGAGCGAGUUUAAAGCCAUGGAUAGUAUCUAGACUGGCCUGUUUCUGAGAACACACAUUUAUUGACCAAUGAGUUUAUGCUUGGAUUAAUCUUUUCAUUCUGUCAGAAAAGAAAGUUUUAUUAUAUUUGAUCCACCUUUACAUAGACAUCUUUCCUGUUUGAUCAUUAUCCUUUUACACUCAUCUCGAUUCCAUACAUUCACAUUUGAUCUAGUCUGUAGCAUUAACUGUGUCUUUAAGAAGCAGUCAGAGGGAAAUCAACUGGAUAGGGAUGUUUUUUGUGUGUUCCCUUGUUUAUGCGGGGAUGUGUGAAUUUCAUAGGUAUUAUCAGAACUAAUUCCACAAGGCUUUUGAUAAUUUUGUAUUCUAACCAGUUUCAUAGUUUAUACUGUGGGGUCUCUGGUGUUUUCACAGAGAUGUUUUAGGAUUCCAAGGUUGCUUCUGUUCUGCAAUUAUCAUCUAUGCAAAAUCUCAACUGCCUUAUUUUAACCAGAGAAUAACUGUAGAUGAUGUGGAUGCGCUGGGCUAACUGGUAAGAUUUUAAACAUGUUUGGUUGAACUCAAAGUAACCAAAGUUAGUAUAUUCCAUGUGUGCCUGUACUUUUAUAGCUGUAUGCUUACUUUGUUAUGCCACUACAAAGAGUUUAAAUGUUUAGACUGACUUAAAAUGCUAUUUUCUGAGCUGAAUGGGGAAACUUGUCACACCUAUUCAGGUUGUCUGAUAAAUGUCAUAUCUCCAUAAUUUAAGCAUCUAAAGUUUUAUUUCUUUGCUUUUUUCAUGUUCACACAAUUGGCUAAUAGAAAGUGUCUCUUCCUCAUUCUCUGUUUGCUGCAUAGUUGGCACCUUUGUAUCAACAAUGAGUCACACAGAUCCACCAAGACUAGUCAAACAAUAAAUCCUCAGAGUCUGGAAGAAUCAGGUGGGUUUAUCAAUGAGUAGAACCUGUGUCUGUGUUCCUAAAGCUAACAAAGCUUCAUUAACUGAUAAUGUGACCAAACACCUUCACAAUCCAAGGCCGUUUCCAAAUCGAGGGAUCAAUAUGUUUUCUUUACACAGCUCAAGUGAGAGAGGAUUUAGUUCAUCUUCAUUGUUUCUAUCUCUUGUCUCUAAGUUUGAACACUAAUCAAGAUUUUACUUGUGAACAAUCUUUAUAUUAAGUAGAAAUAAGUUGCCAGGUGUUGGAGCUUUAAAAUUAAAGGUGAGAUUUUGUGUUUUUACUUCUGGUAACAGUAGAGGGAUUUAGCAGCUCUGACAUUGAUAGUUUUGUCCUGCAGAGGUGAUGCAUUGGAUUUGAAAAUCUGCUGCUCUUAACACUGAUAAACUACAGCAGGGAGGGCAUAUUUGAUAGUUAUGAUUUUACUGUAGAAUCGAGCAUUUCCAUUGUUUUUGCAGGAAGAUUUUUCUCUCUUUUUUUUUUUUUUUUUUGAGUUUUGAUUUUGAGUGAUAUCAGAUAACUUUGCUGUGUAUUUUUUUGUUAUUGAGAGCUGACUUAUUAUUGCACACGUUUCUUGUAUUCAUGUGCCUGCUUUAUAUCAAAAUAAACACCUGAAAAUAAA